CUGCAUUAUAUCGGUAUGACAGAUUUCCUAACCAAAAAAAUUCAGAUGGCCUCGGCUGCGAUGUCACCAACUGACGAUGAUGAGCUUACGCUUCCUCGUGCAUCAAUUAACAAAAUAAUCAAGGAAAUCUUGCCUCAUGUGCGAGUUGCAAACGAAUCUAGAGAACUCAUCUUGAACUGCUGUACGGAAUUCAUUCAUUUGCUUUCUUCUGAAGCGAAUGAAAUUUGUAAUCAACCAAAAAAAACUAUAAACGCAGAACAUGUUCUGCAAGCACUUGAGAAAUUAGGCUUUGGUGAUUACAAUGCAGAAGCAGAAGCUGUAUUACGAGACUGCAAAGCUGUUGCGGCUAAAAGAAGACGUCAAAGUACUAGAUUAGAGAAUUUAGGAAUUCCAGAAGAGGAAUUAUUACGACAACAGCAGGAGUUAUUUGCUAAAGCAAGAGAGGAACAAGCCGUUGCAGAACAGCAACAGUGGCAACAAUUACAAGCUGUUACACAAAUGGCAUCUAUGCAGCAAGCAGAUAGUGAACAGGAAGAUUAUUCAUAAAAAUAUUUAAAUGAUAAAGCUUAUUCAUAAGGAUAAUUUCGGUUUUUUAUUUGAAAAGAUUUAUAUUUAUAACAAAACAAGAAUAGAGAAAUUGAUGGAAGUAAUAACAUAAGUAAAAAGUUUUAGGAACUGCUAA
Pogonomyrmex barbatus (red harvester ant) is the source of this 682-nucleotide messenger RNA. It is a transcript of the gene NC2beta, whose product is annotated as negative cofactor 2beta. Lineage: Eukaryota; Metazoa; Arthropoda; Insecta; Hymenoptera; Formicidae. Gene Ontology annotation, molecular function: protein heterodimerization activity; RNA polymerase II general transcription initiation factor activity; TBP-class protein binding. Gene Ontology annotation, biological process: negative regulation of transcription by RNA polymerase II; RNA polymerase II preinitiation complex assembly. The record is from RefSeq and is a predicted model, not a curated record. Gene Ontology annotation, cellular component: negative cofactor 2 complex.